Trichechus manatus latirostris (Florida manatee) is the source of this 1987-nucleotide messenger RNA. RefSeq names its product tyrosine 3-monooxygenase/tryptophan 5-monooxygenase activation protein eta (gene YWHAH). NCBI's taxonomy places the organism in Eukaryota, Metazoa, Chordata, Mammalia, Sirenia, Trichechidae. The record is from RefSeq and is a predicted model, not a curated record. The transcript has 2 exons. Gene Ontology annotation, cellular component: cytoplasm. Gene Ontology annotation, biological process: intracellular protein localization; signal transduction. Bases 230 to 970 code for a protein of 246 amino acids.
GGCCUCUCCCACUGCGCAGGCGUCUUUCCGCCCGCCCCUGUCCCGCGCCGUGCCUCUCUCCCUCGGCGGCGUUCGCGGCGGAGCCACAGAACGCGGGGCGAGCCAGUGAGCCGGGGAGCGCGGUGCUGCCUGCAGCCUCGGGCCGGCCGGAGCCAGUGCGCGUGCGCAGCGGCCUCCGCGGCGACCAGGAGCGGCUAACGAGAGAGCGAACGAGGCGAGGCACGACGACAUGGGGGACCGGGAGCAGCUGCUGCAGCGGGCGCGGCUGGCCGAGCAGGCGGAGCGCUACGACGACAUGGCCUCCGCUAUGAAGGCGGUGACAGAGCUCAAUGAACCUCUCUCCAAUGAAGAUAGAAAUCUCCUCUCUGUGGCCUACAAGAAUGUGGUUGGUGCCAGGCGAUCUUCCUGGAGGGUUAUCAGCAGCAUUGAGCAGAAAACAAUGGCUGAUGGAAAUGAAAAGAAAUUGGAGAAGGUUAAAGCUUACCGGGAGAAGAUUGAGAAAGAGCUGGAGACAGUAUGCAAUGAUGUCCUGGCGCUGCUUGACAAGUUCCUCAUCAAGAACUGCAAUGAUGUCCAGUACGAGAGCAAGGUGUUUUACCUGAAAAUGAAAGGUGAUUACUACCGCUACUUAGCAGAGGUAGCUUCCGGGGAGAAGAAAAACAGUGUGGUCGAAGCUUCUGAGGCUGCCUAUAAGGAAGCCUUUGAAAUCAGCAAAGAGCACAUGCAACCGACACACCCCAUCCGGCUGGGCCUGGCCCUCAAUUUCUCCGUGUUUUACUACGAGAUCCAGAAUGCGCCUGAGCAGGCCUGCCUCCUAGCCAAACAAGCCUUCGAUGAUGCCAUAGCAGAGCUGGACACACUAAACGAGGAUUCCUAUAAGGACUCCACGCUCAUCAUGCAGUUGCUGCGAGACAACCUCACCCUCUGGACAAGUGACCAGCAGGAUGAAGAAGCAGGAGAAGGCAACUGAAGAUCUCUUGGGUCCCUGGCUCGCUCUUCACCCACCACCCCCGUCAUCACUGAUUCUUCCUUGCCACAGUCACUAAAUAUCUAGUGCUAAACCCAUCUGUAUCGGCAGCACAGCUGCUCAGAUCUGCUCUCCUGUCCCUUGGGGAGUAGUUUCAGAUAAAUCUUUAUGGCAUUGCUGGAUUGAUGGUUGCUUUGAGCCCUCAGUAGCUUCCUUUUUGGACUGUGCAGACAAGUGCAUUCUGAAUGAGGCAUUUUACUAUGCCUAUUGAUCUGUCAGGAAAUCCAGGUGAAAGUAAUGGGGAAGUUUAGAAAGGAGAAUUAGCCAAUACAGGCUAUAAUUGAUAUUUAAAUGAUCCAUUUAAAACAAGCUGAUAGUGUUUUGUUAAGCAGUACAUCUUGUGCAUGCAAAAAUGAACUCACCCCCUCCCCCGCCACCUCUUUCUUCAGCUAAUGGAAAACUGUUAAAGGAAGCUGACACAAAGAGACAACUUGCUCCUUCCCAUCAGCUUUAUAAUAAACUGUUUAAGUGACUUUCAGUAGCGCCUUGUUUUGCCUCUUUAAAUUAUGAUGUGCGCAUACCUUCUUUUCAAUGCAAUGCAUCUAAAGUUUUGAUACUUGUAACUUUUUUUUCCCUUUGGUUGUGAUUGUUUAAGAAUCAUGGAUUUAUUUUUUGUAACUCGCUAUUGUCUUUGUGUACCCUGACAGCACCACGUGUCAGCCCAUGUCAAUCAAGAUGGGUGAUUAUGAAAUGCCAGACUUCUAAAUUAAAUGUUUUGGAAUUCAGUGGGUAAAUAAAUGCUGCUUUGGGGAGAUUAUGUGUAUGGUGUUGAUUUUUCCCCCUCAGGGAGUUCUUUCACUGAUUACCAUUUUGAAUCCUGGUUUGAGUCUCUCAAACACUAAAGCAUUUUUAGUACAGUAUCUAAGUUUUCCUGCCCUCCAAUUCUGUUAUGUAUUUUGUAAUAUACAGAUAUGACUUAUUAGGAUAAGACUUAACUAAUUUUUAAUAGUUUUCAGUGAA